CUUCUUAGAAUAUCUUUGUACAGUCAAUAAUGUUUUCGGGUGAUUUCAAUUAUAAUCACGUAGUUUGUAGUCCCGAUUCGCUUCUGACAAGGUGCUUUUUAUCAGAUGAAUCGCAUUCAAUCUUCCUUAAAAUUGUAUAAUUUUUAAGGGAAUUGAGGAAGAUUUCACAGGAAGACGACAAGAUGACUUGAACAGUUUUGAUGAGCAGUGAGAUCUAGUCUGGCAUAUAUUACACUUGUAUCCAGUCUUUUCCUCGAGAAACCCUCCAGCCAUGGCGGCAUCACAGUACGACAAGCUACGGGAGAAAAACAAGAAGUAUCCCAACAUCGACAACCAUUACAAAUACAACCGACUGGUGAUGGAGGAUACGUGUGCAGCUUUGUAUGGCAUCAUCCUGCAAGAUAUAAGGAUGGGAAAAGCUGAACUCCUCAAGGAAGCCAAGUUCAUCCAGGGACGUCUGUAUGAGACACUCACCUACAUCCUUGAGAGACAAGGAAAGACUCUAGACCAGGUCAUGAUGGAGUUCGAACAUUCGAAGAUGAAGUACCUACGAAGUCGUACCAUCGUUCAACCUCGUGUUGAUAUGGUGCUUGCCCAACAAGAACCACAGCAACAGCUCAUCUCAGCAAUCAUGAUCAGAAAACGAACAGCGGGCUACGAACCUGAUGUGCGGAGUGUUCGCUCGGACAUGGCUAGGUUAGCCUACCUCAUCCUGGAGAAGGUCUUCCGCUUCGCCUUCUACAUCUGGAUCGGAACGCUGGAAGAGCUCCGGCACCAAGAGAUGACACACAGCCUGACCACGCUAUGCGAGGCCGAGGGCGAAAUCAAGAACCAUCUCGUCCUCCGUAAGCACACCCUGGUCAUGCCGAGGAUCGGUAAACCCAUCCCGUCAACGUUCAUGACGACGCUCCUGGUUAAUAAGAUCUCUCCUGAUUUCUGCGUGCGGCUCUAUAGGGUGGAACCGGAGUCCUCCAUGUGGGAUGAUAGGGAGGAUGACGUCACAAGGUUACAUGAUUUUUAUAGCAGUAAUUCUCAGCUAAAUACAGGCUAUGGUAUGUGGGGUAUAAGCGGUCAGAUAAGUAACGUUAGGAACCAAGUCAAGAAAGUUCGUGACUAUGUCGAGGCAAAUCUCUUCGACCGUGCUCGAGCGAUGCUGAUGAUGGCUCGAGUGAUGUUCACCGAUCUCCUGGUCGUCAAGAAUCUUGAGAAGGACGACGCAGAGGAGACAGACUACCUCAAACAUCUCCUGGAUGAACUCAAAGUCGAAAUUCAGCAGGAAUUGGAAAAAAGAGAGGGGCUGUCGACAUCGGAAUCGGACGAGAGUGAUGAUUGAAGACACUGACGAUUUCGAUCAUGAUCAUGGAGAAAACUGAAGAGUCAGAAUGGACAUUAUGUAACAAAGAGGAACAGGCGUUUGUGUAUGUGUGUGAAAGAUAAUGAGAGAGGAAACAAGACGGAUGAUUUAAGAUAAGGUGAAAAACUACAUAGACAGAGGGAAGAAGAUUCUAUAUGGCGCUUGUUUUCAUUAUUAAUGCCAUAUUUUGUACCAUCAAUAAAGUCAGAAUAAACAGUAGAUGGAAUUAUCUUUUAAGUAGAAAUAGGUAAAGAGAGGCAGAGUGAGAUAAAAA
Lytechinus variegatus (green sea urchin) is the source of this 1628-nucleotide messenger RNA. RefSeq lists its product as uncharacterized. Bases 272 to 1333 code for a protein of 353 amino acids. NCBI's taxonomy places the organism in Eukaryota, Metazoa, Echinodermata, Echinoidea, Temnopleuroida, Toxopneustidae. The record is from RefSeq and is a predicted model, not a curated record. The transcript is spliced from 6 exons.